This is a messenger RNA of Puma concolor (puma), 3003 nucleotides long. Lineage: Eukaryota; Metazoa; Chordata; Mammalia; Carnivora; Felidae. The record is from RefSeq and is a predicted model, not a curated record.
AUGGACUGGCACUUUGUUAGAACAGCUGCAGUGCUGUUCAUUUUUCUGGUGGUGGUGGAAGUUAACAGUGAAUUUCGAAUCCAGGUAAGAGAUUACAACACCAAAAAUGGCACCAUCAAGUGGCAUUCAAUCAGGAGGCAAAAACGUGAAUGGAUCAAGUUCGCUGCAGCCUGUCGUGAAGGUGAAGACAAUUCAAAGAGGAACCCAAUUGCCAAAAUUCACUCAGAUUGUGCUGCAAACCAGCAAGUUACAUACCGCAUCUCUGGAGUAGGAAUUGAUCAGCCACCUUAUGGAAUCUUCAUUAUUAAUCAAAAAACUGGUGAAAUUAAUAUAACAUCCAUAGUUGAUCGAGAGGUCACCCCUUUUUUCAUUGUAAAUACACUGGUGAUGAGACUCAAUGCUACUGAUGCAGAUGAACCAAAUAAUUUGAACUCAAAAAUAGCCUUCAAGAUCAUAAGACAGGAACCUUCUGAUUCACCAAUGUUUAUUAUCAAUAGAAACACUGGAGAAAUUCGAACAAUGAAUAAUUUUCUAGACAGAGAGCAAUACAGCCAGUAUUCCCUUGCUGUGAGAGGCUCAGACCGAGACGGUGGGGCAGAUGGCAUGUCAGCAGAGUGUGAAUGCAACAUUAAAAUCCUUGACGUUAAUGAUAACAUCCCGUACAUGGAACAGUCUUCAUAUUCUGCUAGUAUUGAAGAAAAUGCUCUACAUUCAAAUUUGGCCCAGAUUAGAGUAAUUGACUUGGACGAAGAGUACUCAGCUAACUGGAUAGCAGUCAUUUUCUUUAUCUCUGGAAAUGAAGGAGGUUGGUUUGACAUAGAAAUGAAUGAAAGAACAAAUGUGGGAAUUUUAAAGGUUGUUAAGCCCCUAGAUUAUGAAGAUAUGAAGAAUCUGCAACUUAGUAUUGGUGUCAGAAAUAAAGCUGAAUUUCAUCAUUCAGUUAUGUCUCAAUACAAACUCACAGCAACCGCCAUCUCUGUGACUGUGUUAAAUGUAAUUGAAGGCGCAGUGUUCCGUCCAGGUUCAAAGACAUAUGUAGUGACUAGCAACAUGGGACAAAAUUAUAAAGUGGGAGACUUUAUAGCUACUGACCUUGACACAGGUGUAGCUUCAACAACUGUUAGAUAUGUAAUGGGAAAUAAUCCUGCUAACCUACUUGAUAUUGACUCAAGAACAGGCAUAAUUACUUUGAGAAAUGCAGUUACCAUGGAACAAUAUAAAAUGCUUGGGGGGAAAUACCAAGGAACAAUUCUAUCUAUAGAUGAUACUCUUCAAAGAACUUGUACUGGAACAAUUAAUAUUAACCUUGACGGUUCCGGCUGGAAACAGGAUGAUAAAAGUGACACCGGAGGUGACACCGGAGGUGACACCAGUACUAACACAGCCGACAAAACUUCCACUGAUUACGGCGGUGGUACCAAUACAGACAGCAACACCUAUGACCAAACAGGUGGUGGUUACCAGAGAAAUCCCUUAGAUAAUGUCCAUUUUGGUCCUGCUGGCAUUGGACUACUCAUCAUGGGAUUCUUGGUCCUAGGAUUGGUCCCGUUUUUGUUGAUCUGUUGUGACUGCGGCGGCGCCCCUCGUGGGGGCGCUGGCUUUGAGCCUGUCCCCGAAUGUUCAGAUGGAGCAAUUCACUCAUGGGCAGUAGAAGGACCACAACCGCCUCCCAUAAGUGGAUCCACUGUCUGCGUACCACCGGUACUACCUAGUAAUGGAAAUCUGAUUGAAUGCAUUGACACCUCAGGGGUUUACACAAAUGAGUAUGGCGGCAGAGAAAUGCAAGAUCUAGGAGGAGGAGAAAGAACAACAGGCUUUGAACUAACAGAAGGAGUUAAAACACCAGGAGUACCUGAGAUAUGUCAAGAAUAUUCUGGAACAUUAAGAAGAAAUUCUAUGAGAGAAUGUAGAGAAGGAGGUCUGAAUAUGAACUUCAUGGAAAGUUACUUCUGUCAGAAAGCAUAUGCUUAUGCGGAUGAAGACGAAGGACGCCCAUCCAAUGACUGCUUGCUCAUAUAUGAUAUUGAAGGUGUAGGUUCCCCUGCUGGCUCUGUGGGCUGCUGUAGCUUCAUCGGAGAAGACGUGGACGACAGCUUUUUGGACACACUGGGGCCUAAAUUUAAGAAGCUGGCAGAUAUCAGCCUGGGAAAAGAAGCUGAACCAUAUCCAGACCCUGAUCCGUCUUGGCCACCUGAGAGCACCGAACCGAUCUGCCCUCAGCAGGGAACAGAGCCCGUCAUUGGUGGACACCCACCCAUCUCCCCACAUUUCGGCACUACAACUGUCAUCUCUGAGAGCACCUACCCCUCAGGACCUGGUGUACAGCAUCCUAUGCCUAUUCCUGAUCCUCUGGGCUAUGGUAAUGUCACUGUGACAGAAUCUUACACCACCUCUGGCACUCUGAAGCCCUCUGUCCAUGUUCAUGAUAACCGACAUGCAGCAAACGUAGUGGUGACCGAGAGGGUGGUUGGCCCAAUCUCUGGCACUGAUCUGCAUGGAAUGUUAGAGAUGCCUGACUUGAGAGAUGGGUCAAAUGUUAUAGUGACAGAAAGGGUAAUAGCACCAAGUUCAAGUCUACCCACCUCUUUGACCAUGCCUGAUCCUAGAGAGUCAUCAAAUGUGGUAGUGACAGAAAGAGUCAUCCGACCGGUUUCUGGCAUGAUGGGCAAUCUAAGUAUACACCCUGAGUUAUCAAAUGCCCAAAAUGUGAUUGUGACAGAGAGGGUUGUUUCCGGCUCUGGCAUAAGCGGAAUUAGUGGCCCCGCUGGGAUAAGUGGAGGCAGUGGCCUGGUUGGCAGUGCAGCUGGAGUAAGUGGCAGUGGCAUUGGGCAGAGCAGCCUGGGAGGAGGUGGGGGCCUGGGUAGCAGCAUGGGGGGGACAGCCACCAUUGGCCACAUGAGGAGCUCCUCUGACCAUCACUUUAGCCAGACCCUUGGAUCUGCCUCCCCUAGUACAGCCCGAAGUCGAAUCACAAAAUACAGUACAGUACAAUAUACGAAGUAG